Messenger RNA from Dichotomopilus funicola, 1455 nucleotides. RefSeq lists its product as uncharacterized. Bases 1 to 1455 code for a protein of 484 amino acids. The transcript has a single exon. Lineage: Eukaryota; Fungi; Ascomycota; Sordariomycetes; Sordariales; Chaetomiaceae. The record is from RefSeq and is a predicted model, not a curated record.
AUGUCAUACCUAGCCGCCGCUCAAUCGGCUCUUUUCUACGUCCUCGCAUGCACGCCAUGUAACCAGCUGCACACCGAACGCAAGACGCGUCGGCAGGCGAAGAGGGAGAGGCGGGUGAAGGAGCGCAUCGUGUUGGAGCAACCACACUUAUACCGACACCCCGACCCCUUUCACACGAACCCAUAUUGGGAGGAGGAGAUUCGGAUGGGCCCGAGUUUGCCCAAGAAACGAAAGGGCAGCGAUGGCCUCAGCAAAACACUCAGCCAGCGCCGACUAACCGCAGUGAGCCAGGACGGCCGCCCGAGUAUUGGCGCAGGGAGUAGUGUUGUGGUCAGCAUGUUGGACAUGAACUCGAUCGCUAGUCCGCGACCGUCGACUAGCCCGGCCAAUGUUACCCACCUAGGGAGUACUCCAACCGUGGUGCCAGAAGAGGACAUGUUGAGCCCAACCCUCAGCAAGACCGUUUCUGUAUCAACUAGCGCGGACUGGAAUUUCAAGCGGUAUCAGAGGGAAGACGAAGAGUUAUGGGGCCACGAGCCGUCGUGGUCGGGGCACAAACUGAUGGACGCGAUCAAGCAGGCGGGGUCUUCAGCCGGGCGGUACAUGGAGUCGAAGUUGGGACUAGAGAAACAGGUGACGGAGGAAGACCGACACAACUUCUACUACGCGCCGCGAAACCCGCCCGUCAACGAGUACCACCCGCCCGUCGUCAGCAGCAAACCAGCGCACAAGGAUGCGCUCCGCUGGAUGCUUCAACCACCACCCCCAGCUAAAGUCAUGGAGGGCAAAGUGCCCGUCACGAGAAGCGCGAGCAUGAUGAGCGGGGCGUCAAGGAGGACAGUAUCGACCCGGAACAACGAUUCGCUAGGCAGAUUAGUGGGAGAGCGCGCGGUUGAGGCGAGGAUCCGGCGUGGGGAAACGCCACUGAACGACGAGCUGCGGUCAAAUCCGUCGUUGCGCAAGACGCGGUCCCACAUCUCAGUCGUGGCCCGCGCCCGGAGCGAGCGGCGCGCAGCGAGAGCUAGCAGCCCUUCUACGGACUCAGAGGACGAGGAGCUAGAAGAGUCGAGCCGCAGGUGGCGGCAUCAGCAACAGCAACAACAACGACUCAGCACCGCCCACCGCCGACAACAACCCGAUGCCGCAGACUCUGACACCGAGGACGAGGGCGUGUACGUGUCGUCGACCAGGAUCCCCGAAUUGACGAACAGCACAUCGCUGUCAUUGACGAGCCAUGCCGCACAAAGGCCCCGGCUACCUACCAUUCUCAGCUCGGGACACGAUAAUGUGGGUUCCUCGGGGGCUGAUAAUGACGAGCCAUCGACGACAACGGCACACGCGUUACGCGAAAUCACGAAUCCCCCGAGUUCACAGACCCUUAUGACGAAGCCGCCAGCGCUAGCGCCAAAGGCGCAACCGGUAUCUGUCGAGACGAGGACGGCUGCUCCCGCGUGA